Sphenostylis stenocarpa is the source of this 747-nucleotide messenger RNA. The record is from the annotation of a GenBank genome assembly. Lineage: Eukaryota; Viridiplantae; Streptophyta; Magnoliopsida; Fabales; Fabaceae.
AUGGCAGACAUGAGAGAAACAGCAGCGAGAUCAGCUUAUGGAGUGAUGGCAAGUUGGUUCACACCCUCUUAUCUAUUCGUCUUCAUCAACCUUGUCAUUGGCACCAUAGCCAUUAUCUCUCGUUUCGCCAACACCACAAAACGCCAACGCCAACGCCAACACCAACUCCUCCGUUCUCCCUCUUUGGUAGAUAGAUUCACAUCCUUCAACUUUUGUUACCACAAACAUGAUCCAACGACAACAACAAUGUUAACGCCUCACAAUCUUGUUGUGGACCCUGUCCAGAGUACAAACUCUUCCCAAUUAGACCGCUCUUCAUCCUUGUUAGACCGGGUUAGAUCUUUCAGUUUUCACAAAAUAGAGACCCAAAGACCUGAUCCGGUCCAGAAUUCUGGUUCUGAGAUACAAGCUACUUCGUUGUUGGACCGGGUUAGGUCUUUUAGUCUCGGCUUAAGCAAGGUGGAGGAUGAAAAUCCUGAGUCGGUUCAAGAGCCAUUGCGCCGUGCUCCUUCCAUCAUCCAGCGGCUUAAGUCCUUGACCUUUGACAGAUCGGAGUCCGUGAAGGAAUCGGAGGCUGCAUCCGAAGCUGCUGAGGUCACGCGUGGUGGAGAGUUGGUGGAGGAAAGGGGAGAAGAGGAAGGGGUGGACGCGAAGGCUGAUGAUUUCAUCAACAAGUUUAGGCAGCAACUCAGGUUGCAAAGGCUUGACUCUAUUCUACGUUACAGGAAUAUGCUUCAACGAAACUGA